AUGGCGAAUCAGAAUGGCAUGGUUGGUCAGAAUGCCGCCGGAUACAAUGCCUUGUCUGGGCAGGGUGCGAUCCCAGCCGGGCACUUCAGCGACAUGCAGCAUCUCGAUAGGAAUAUGGACGCAUUGAGCAUUGCGGUUCAAGAAAACAGAGCCGAGUGGCAGCUUAUAGAGGAGCUAUUGCUGCGGGCUUCAAGGAUACAAGGUAGAGUUCCUCGAGAUGAUUCACCACAUUUGACCAAUGGCGUCCACCCAGAUCCACCCGAUGUUCCAAACGUGGACCACCUGCAGCCUACGGUAGAACAACUCCAGACCGAACUGGCCGCCGUCACUGCCCGCGCCGAAGUCGAGAAGGCCGAACGCGACCACAUCAUCGAGGAAUAUAUGAACGCCUUCAACUCCAUCACUCCCGCCAUCCACGAAUACCGCUACGGCUAUCGUACAUUCAUGCAUAACACCCUCGCUCACUACAACAAGCUCCUCGAACAGGCGCGCGAGGAGACGCUCAACGCCCGCCUCGAGAACCAAGCCUGGCAAGCCGGCCUCAAGCGUCUCAGCGAGGGUCUUCGCGCUGCGAGCCAGGCACGCGACGAGGAGGGCAUGCCGUGGAAACGCCGCAUCGCGGCCCUGAAGGAGGAGAACCGGAUACUCCGCGCAAGAGUUGGAUGGGAUCCGCCCGUCGACAGCGACGACGAGGACGAUGAGGCUGCUGGUGCGGGCGAUCGUGUACCGGCGGGGGCGGCGGCGGCGAGAAUGCCGGAGACGAGAGGCCGGUCGACACAGGCGACGCAGCUGCCUGUGAGUGCGUCGGAACUUCAGCUGUGA
Molecule: messenger RNA, 822 nt
Organism: Dissoconium aciculare CBS 342.82
Lineage: Eukaryota; Fungi; Ascomycota; Dothideomycetes; Mycosphaerellales; Dissoconiaceae
Exons: 3
Coding region: 1-822 (273 amino acids)
Source: RefSeq, a predicted model, not a curated record